Lycium ferocissimum is the source of this 1279-nucleotide messenger RNA. Its product is annotated as F-box protein PP2-B10-like. Bases 115 to 873 code for a protein of 252 amino acids. The transcript has 3 exons. Lineage: Eukaryota; Viridiplantae; Streptophyta; Magnoliopsida; Solanales; Solanaceae. Gene Ontology annotation, molecular function: protein binding. The record is from RefSeq and is a predicted model, not a curated record.
UUAUCCCAUUAAUAUUAGAAGAAUUGUUAACACCUAACACAAAGUUGACUAAUAAGAAAAAAACUUUAAACUCUGCAUUAAGUUGUGAAAUCAUUUGAUUUUUUUUUUUUUUUCAUGGAGUAUUUUUUGUCACUGCCAAAAGAUUGCAUAUCAGAAAUUUUUUCCUUAACAUCACCAAAAGAUGCUGCUAGAUCUUCAAUUGUCUCACAAGGAUUUAAGUCAAUUGUUGAAUCUGACGUUGUUUGGGAGAAUUUUUUGCCUUGUGAUUAUCAACAUAUUAUCAAUAUAUCAGAAUCUUUCUUGGUUUAUUCUUCAAAAAAAGAGCUGUAUUUAAGUCUCUGCAAUACUCCAAUUCUACUUGAUGGAAGCAAAUUGAGCUUUUCACUUGAUAAGAAGACUGGAAAGAAAUUUUUUAUGGUGGCACCAAAGGAACUUGUUUUUUCAUGGGAUCAUACAUCAAGAUAUUGGGGACUCUCAUAUUACCCAGAAUCCAGAUUCUCAGAAGUGGCUUAUUUCCCGGGUUUCCGUUGGCUUGAUAUCCGUGGAACAAUUGCAAGUCAAAUGUUGUCGAAGAGAACAGCAUACGCUGUGUAUCUGGUGUUCAAAUUAACGCCAGAUGCAUUUGAUGGUCUUGAAAUUGGUAAUUCAGUUGUUAGAUUUGUCAAUCAUGAGGCUGAGGAACGACAAAAAGUCAGGAGAAUUGGUUUCUUUAGUGCUCAAAGAAGAGCUGAUGAAUGGAUGGAAAUAGAAAUGGGAAAGUUUUUCAAUGGUGUUGGAGAGGACGGAGAUGUUGAAGCGCGGUUAAUGGAGAUUAGGCGUCGUUUUGGGAUAGGCGGCCUCUUAGUUCACGGAGUAGAAUUUCGACCAGAAUGAACAAGAGAAUGAGUCUCUCUCUUUUAGGCUAUGCUACACGGAUUCUCCAGAAAUAUUGUCACACCUGUGUCGGAUCCUCCAAAAAUGCGCUACUUCUGGAGGAUUCGACACACGCCGCGACAAUUUUGGAGAGUCCGAGCAACACAGCUUUUGGAUAGAAUCAAAUUCUUCUGAAUGCGGCCCUUCUCACCAAAUGAUUUGCUCUAUGAAAAACUAUUUGUUCUGGUGCCUCCUACAAAUGUAAUCGUUCCAUAUAUGUUCCAUAUAUAUACUACUAUAAGUUUGUUUGUGCAGCAUUAACCAGAAACAGGGGAGAUUAGUUUCCUCGUAAUAUAUUGAUAUUAAGUGAAAUGUUGGUUCAAUUUGUACAGGUACAUCAUUUGGCUAAAGGAAAUUUUGGGUCAUA